AUGUUGGUGGUGUGUGGAGACUUCAUCGGAAUACACAAAUCUACUGCAAGUCGUAUAGUGAAGCUUGUAUCUUGUGUUAUUGCUACAUUGCGUCCACAAUUUAUUCACUUUCCUCGCAAUGAAAAUGAUAUUAAAAAGACAAAACAAGAUUUUUAUAAUAUCGCCAAAUUCCCUAUGGUUAUUGGUGCAAUGGAUUGUACAAAUGUUAAGAUUCGAUCACCUGGAGGAGAUAAUGCAGAAGCCUAUAGAAACAGAAAACAUUUUUUCUCAAUUAAUGUUCAAACUAUUUGUGAUGCUAAUUUAAAAAUCCUAGAUAUUGUUGGAAGAUGGCCUGGAUCAUCCCAUGAUUCCACUAUUUUCAGUAACUCUGCAAUAAGAGGUAAAUUUGAAAGAGGGGAAAUUAAGGAUUGA
Molecule: messenger RNA, 411 nt
Organism: Macrosiphum euphorbiae (potato aphid)
Lineage: Eukaryota; Metazoa; Arthropoda; Insecta; Hemiptera; Aphididae
Source: the annotation of a GenBank genome assembly